Messenger RNA from Sparassis crispa, 990 nucleotides. RefSeq lists its product as hypothetical. The record is from RefSeq and is a predicted model, not a curated record. The coding region runs from base 1 to 990 and encodes 329 amino acids. Gene Ontology annotation, molecular function: nucleic acid binding. Lineage: Eukaryota; Fungi; Basidiomycota; Agaricomycetes; Polyporales; Sparassidaceae. The transcript is spliced from 5 exons.
AUGCCACCCUUUGGCAACCGUCGACAUAUUCCUCGAGCAGUGAAGGAAACCUUAGUGGUUCUCUCAGGUCACUUCAAAACAUCUGUCAUUGCGAGGACUCUCGACGUGAACCUGCGGACAGUGCAGCGCAUCCUCCAGCUUGCGCACAGGAGCGGGUCAGUAGUUCGAACACCCUUGCGAAGUGGGCGCCCGCGCAUCCUCAAUGGGCUCGAUGCUGCGUAUCUCGAGAGCUGUAUUGAACGAACGCCCGACCUGUACUUCGAAGAGUUGCAAGUUGAGCUCUACAGUGCUCGUGGCAUCCUUGCAAGCUGCAUGACAAUUGCUCGCACUUUGCGGCAUCGUGGAUUCACACAGAAGAAUAUCUCCGUGCCAGCCCUCGAGCGUAAUGAGGAUCACAGAGAUGCAUAUCUCAUCAACAUAGGUGAGCAUUACCGUGCCGAUCAGCUUGUCUUCGUGGACAAGUCAGCAUGCAAUCGGUUUACGACGAGGCGCACCAUGGCGUGGGCCAGGAUUGGCCACCGUGCAAGGCGACAUGAUCGCUUCGUGCGCGGAAAGCGAUAUUCAGUACUCCCUGCACUCUCGUUGGAUGGUGUCCUGCAUCUCGACGUGCAAGAUCACACAUACAAAGCGGAAGAGUUCAACAGCUUCAUUGAUGGGCUACUGGACAACAUGAAUCCCUUCCCGCAACCUAACUCAGUGAUUGUGAUGGACAAUGCCAGUAUACACAAGUCUCAGCAUCUUGCGGACAUGAUUGAGGCACGAGGCAUGCGUCUCUUAUAUCUACCCCCAUACUCACCCGACUUCAAUCCAAUCGAGGAGGCGUUCUCGGCUAUGAAGGCAUGGAUUAGGUUGCACAGAGAUUAUGUGUGUGGUGAGCUCACCGGUGAAGUCACAUGUGAUCCAUUUGAGAUGUUGUGGCGGGCUGUGUUCAGUGCGAUGACUCCGGAGAAAGCAUUGGGGUGGUUUCGUGACUGCAAGUAUGUUGCAUAG